Molecule: messenger RNA, 12805 nt
Organism: Pectinophora gossypiella (pink bollworm)
Lineage: Eukaryota; Metazoa; Arthropoda; Insecta; Lepidoptera; Gelechiidae
Gene: Sos
Product: protein son of sevenless
Exons: 36
Coding region: 254-4513 (1419 amino acids)
Biological process (GO): positive regulation of GTPase activity; Ras protein signal transduction
Cellular component (GO): plasma membrane; nucleosome
Molecular function (GO): structural constituent of chromatin; guanyl-nucleotide exchange factor activity; protein heterodimerization activity
Source: RefSeq, a predicted model, not a curated record
CGUCGCUUUGCCGAUCAAAAGAAUUGGAAGUGUAAUUUUUUUCAAUUUAUCUCUUCUAUAGUUAACGCAAUCGUCUAUUUCGCCUUCUAUUUCGGCAAACAAGUGUAUAAGUUAUACCUUGUGAGUUUAACAAGUGGGGAAGCUGUCAAGUUUCCAAAAUAAACGUAAUGGGUUACGGGACGGGUCGGUGUGCUGUGUCGGUGUGAUAUCAGGACUCUGUUUACAUGAGUUCGGAGCGGGGUUGUUGGUCAAAAUGCUGCCGACCGUGGAGGAGAGUCGCGGCUACGACUUCCAGGACCCAGAGAACGCGGAGAAAUGGCGCGGCUUGUUCGUCAAUUCACUACGAAAGGUGCUGGAAGGCGUACACCCGACGCUAUGCGCGGAGGAGAGCGCGCUGGUGUACGUGGAGUCGCUGUGCCUCCGCCUCUUGGCCAUGCUGUGCGCCGCCCCCUCCCCGCUCUGUGUCCAGGAUGUGGAGGAGCGCGUGGCGCGGACCUUCCCGACUCCGCUGGACAAGUGGGCACUCAGCGACGCGCGGGACGCAGCCGCCAGUCGCCGCCGUCGCGCCCUGCUGCCGCUAGACAAGAUACACCACCUGCUGCAGAAGGAGGUCCUACUCUACAAAAUCGACAUGUCCGUCUCGGUCUUCAUCACAGCGAUACUGGAGUACGUGUCCGCAGACAUCCUCAAAUUGGCCGGCAACUUCGUGAAGAAGAUCUCACAGAAGUCUGGCUACGAAACCGUUACCAGCAGAGACAUUAAGACUGCCAUGUGCGCUGAUAAGGUUCUAAUGGACAUGUUCUACCAAGACUCGGAGCUGGCGCUGGCAGACAGUGGGGGAGGCAGCGAGAGGAGAAGACGGGGGUCCCUCACGUACGCUGAGCUGGUGAGAGACCUCCUCACCGACGAGAGACACUUCCUCAGAGAGCUGAACCUGAUCAUCCGCGUGUUCAAAGACGAACUAGAGAAGAUACUGGAUAAAGAUAGUCGGGCAAUAACGUUGAUAUUCGGUAACAUUGUGGACAUCUAUGAGUUGACGGUGACUCUCCUGGGUAAUCUGGAGGACGCCUGCGAGAUGGCCCAGGACUCGCCCACGCCAUACAUCGGCAGUUGCUUCGAAGAAUUAGCGGAGGUGGAAGAGUUCCGAGCGUACGUACGUUACGCAAACAUCGUGACGAGGAAGGAGUCAAGGGACGCUUUGCAGAAUAUAGUGGACGAUCCACUUCUGGGCGAGCGGCUGGAGACGGCGGGGCACGGGUUCCGGCUGGCGGUGAAGUACGUGCUGCCGCGGCUGCUGCUGGCGCCGCUGGCGCACGUGUUCCUGGUGCACUCGUACGUGCUGGCGCUGCUGCAGAUUGCGCCCGCGCACGACGACCGCGAGAGCUUCAAGCAGGUGGAAUGUAAUCUACAUCCAAUAAAAAAAUUGUUAAUGAAAGCUUUAGGGAAUGGUCCAAAGAUGGAUGCAACGUUGAGAAUGGCGACGCGUGCCAGAAGACAAUUGGCGAUAGAAAAAUGUAACGAAUUGGCGAGGUUGGUUGACAAUUGGGACAACAAGGACAUUGGGCAGUGCUGUAACGAGUUUAUUAGAGAGGACACGUUAUCAAAGAUCGGCCCGGGAAAGCGGAUAGCGGAAAGAAGAGCGUAUUUAUUUGACGGCCUGCUACUGCUCUGCAAGCCUGUCACAAGUUUGGUGGGAGUCAACAGUGGUAACUUGACGGGCCCAGGCGGCGCGCAACAACUCAAACUGAAGGAGAAACUGCAUGUUAGGAAAUUAGAACUAGUCGACAGACCAGACACUGAUGAGGGCAGACAUAUGUUGGAGCUGUGCCCACGCGUGGGCCCGCCCGUGGUGCUGGCGUGCGCGUCCUGCGCUGAGAAGAGGAACUGGAUGUGCGACCUCGUCAUGCUGAACACCAAGCCCAUGCUGGACAGGAGUCUGGACAGCAUCCUCCUAGACCUGGAGAGGCGGCACCCCCUCCAGCUGCCCCCGGAGAGCCUGUACCGGUUCGCGGCCCCGGACAGUCCCAACAACAUCGUGUUAGAAGAACGGUCCGGGAACACUGGCGCUCCACUCAUUAAGGGCGCGACCCUCCUGAAGUUAGUGGAGCGUCUCACGUACCACAUCUACGCGGACCUCAACCUGGUGCGGACCUUCCUCACCACGUACCGGUCGUUCUGCAGCCCCCACGAGCUGCUGGCGCUGCUGGUGGAAAGGUUCCGCAUGCCGGAGCCCAGCGAGGUCUACACCAACAGGCAGGAAGAGAGUAUAGAGUGUGUCAGCAGUGACGUUGAGAAGCUCAGCAAGAACACAGCGAGAGAGGACUGGAAGAGAUACCGCAAGGAGUUUCAGCAACCAGUUAAAUUCAGAGUAAUAAACGUGCUCCGACACUGGGUUGACCAGCACUUCUACGACUUCGAGCGCGACCCGGCGCUGCUCGAGAAGCUGCGAGAGUUCUUAGAGUCUGUGGACGGCAAGCCCAUGAGGAAGUGGGUCCAGAGCGUGCUCAAGACUCUGCAGAGGAAGAGCGGCCAGAUGGAGCUAGAAUGCUCCGGCGGCGUGUCGCACGUGUUCGACCGGUCCCCGCCGGCGGUGUUCAAGCACGUGGCCGACCCCGACCGGUGCGGGUGGCACCCGCUGGCGCUGCACCCGCUGGAACUGGCGAGACAACUCACACUGCUCGAGUUCCAGCUUUAUAGACAGGUCAAACCAUCAGAGCUGGUGGGCGCUGUGUGGACCAAGAAGGACAAGGAGAAGACCAGCCCGAACCUGCUCAAGAUCAUCAAACAUACCACCAAUUUUACCCGUUGGAUGGAGAAAUGGAUAGUGGAAAGCGAGAACAUAGAGGAGCGUGUGGGAGUGGUCUGUCGCCUGCUGGAGCUGUGCGUGGCGCUGAGAGACCUGAACAACUUCAACGGGGUGCUGGCCGUGGUGGCUGCGCACGGGUCCGCGUCCGUGCACAGGCUGAAGACCACCUUCCAGAUGGUCCCGCUGCGGCUGAUACGUGCGCUGGAGGAGUUCCGGGAGCUGAACUCGGACCACUUCAGGCGCUACCAGGAGCGGCUGCGCAGCAUCAACCCGCCCUGCGUGCCAUUCUUCGGGAUGUACCUGACCAACAUACUGCACAUCGAGGAGGGGAACUUGGACUACCUGCCGAACACGGAACUGAUAAACUUCUCGAAGCGGAGAAAAGUGGCGGAGAUCACGGGCGAGAUACAGCAGUACCAGAACCAGCCGUACUGCCUCACUGUCGAGCCCAGGACAAGGGCGUUCCUCGAAGCCCUGGAUCCUUUUCCCGGUAUGAGUGACAACGAGAUAACGAACUACCUAUACGCCAAGAGCCUGGAGAUCGAACCCCGGCCGCCUGUGAAACAGAUGCCCAAAUUCCCGAGAAAGUAUCCCGACCUGUCGUUGAAGCAAGUGAAGGUAUCAAGGAGAACUCACCAAGACACACCCGCUCACCAUUCUACCUCAAGCAACGACGAUAAUCUGAGUGUAUCGCAGCUGUCGCCGACAAGCGGCAGCACGUGGGACGGACAGUCAGUCGCGUCGCUACCCAUUCACCACGACGACCAUAGAGGGUCCAGGUCGGAGGAGCGCGGCUCGCUGGUGAGCCCGCGGCUGGAGCGCUGCGCUAGCAGCUCCUUCAGCCAGUUCAGCUUGCUGGACAAGGGGCUCGCGCUCUUCGACAAGACCAAGUCCACCGCCUCGCUCAGUGCCAAAAGCAGUACAAAAGAGGAGCCUGCGUCGCCGCGAGACCGGCAUUCUCCGCGACACGACAGGCCGCAGCCGCCGCAGGGCGAGAGGAAGGCGCUGUCCCCGCGCGGCGCCAUCGUCGACGCGGAACUGUUCUACUCUAGGAGCGUCGACCACCUCACGCGGAGGCAGGAUCAGGAGCGCGUGCCCCCCCUGCUGCCGCGCAGCAGCGUGGUGUCCACCGGCAGCGCGUGCGACACCGACCGCCCCCCUGUCUUACCCCGACGGGACGCACCGCACAAUGCAUCAAGUGAACCGAGCGAGGCCGCGCCGGGGGGGCCGCCUGCGCCUCCUGAGCGACCGCUGCCGAGCCCCAAACACCACGAACUAUUCAGAAUGACAGCCGUGUCUCCGAAGAGGUCCCCCGCGCCCCAGCCGCCUGCCAGCCCCUUAGUAACUACAGAUAGGACGAGUGCGUUCAACUUCCCCGUGUCGCCGGCCGCGCCGCCGCUGACGCCGCAUCCGCCCCCGCCAAGUAAAUGCGGCACGCCUCCUCCGCUGCCGCCUCGAAGAAGAAAAGAUUCCAUAGCGCCGCCCACCCCCGUACACCAGCCCCUGAGCGGUGGCAGUGGCGGCGUGUCCCCGUGCGCGGGCGCUCCGCCCCCGCUGCCGCCGCGGCCCGCGCCCGCGCCCGAGCUGCUGCGGCCCGCGCACUCCACCAUCCUGCAGCGGAGGCAUCACACUACCAACAACACGGUGGCGUCCCCGGGCCCGCGGCUGCCGCCCAAGCCGUGCCCGCUGCUGGCGCCGCGCCCCUGACACCAGCCCCCCGCCACCACGCCGGGUACCAGCACCGGUCCCAGCUGCACGGCGCCGCUGUCGGCCGCGGCCGCCGGCUGCACGGUGCACGCCACGCGCGUCGACCUCGACACCGUCGACAUAUACUACACCUGCGACACUCUGUGACUCUUUAACCGACUGCAAAAAAGGUGGUACUACGUUGUAUGUUCAGUCAGUGUUCUGUUACUCCCAUUUAGCUGCGCGCGUUUAGUGAAUGGAAAUAAACGUGAAAGUAUUCUUGUGGUUUGAAAAUGUGGCAACGAAAAUCUUACCGCAGGAGGAGCUUCAGAAUCGUACCGUCAAGAUAACAAGCAAGCACCCAAAAAAGCACCCAACCAAGCAAGCUUUAUAUACCGCUACGGCCUUUAUUGCUGUGAUGUAAAGGUAUUAACCUGCGCGCGCCUUGUUACUUACAGUCAUGAGCAAUAUCAUGUACCCACUUUAGAACCCUGUCGCACUAUCAUAUUUGACAUUUAAUGAGACUUACGGUUUAAUUUGUCAUAAAAAGUUCAUGUGACAUGGUUUCAAAGUGUAUCAUAUUAGUACUCGUGACCAUACAUUGGCAAGACUUAUUUACGAAACGGCAUAAGUGGCUGAGCACAGACAAAUAGCGACUUAAAAUCAGUAACAUUAACGUGUUUUUAGAAAUUUUGUUGUACGAUUCGCUACUGCAAUUGGGAACUUGACAGUUUAAAAUACAAAUUCUUACUUUAUACAUCUUAAAAUGUGUUAUUUUCUCGAAAUAGAUAGAUAGUUAAAAUACUUUAUUGAGAUUUGAAAUAGCUUUAUUAAUAGAAAAAUACAUUUUCUUUUCAUCAAUUUCAAAUUUCGUUCGAAAACGGUUGGUCACGUGACAUUUCGCCCGGUGACGUCACAUUUCAACAAACAAAGAAACUGUCAAACAGUAUAACUUGAGGCUUUUUGGCGGGAAACGGGAACGGGACAGUUGCUUUCUUCAUUGAAUAAUCUAAAUAAUUAGUACGAAGUGGUGUUUUGUGGUUAAUGAUCGCAUUAAGUUAGUCAGAAGACAUUCGCGAGUGUUAUUUUAUCGGAGUAUUCAAUAAACAAAGUGUAUCUGCCUAUUUUCGCUUCGUGCUAGGAAGCCGCUUCAUAACUCGAAAGUUUAUGCGGACUUUUGAGUUAAUUCGUUUGGGGUUCGGAGCAGGAGUCUGCUCCGAGGGUGGGGGCUUAGGUUUCAUCAUCAUCACCUUUCAUCAUUUCAUUAAUAUCAAGAAAAAAAUACGCAAGACAUGGCUGUAUAGGCAUAGUUCCCUUUGCCUUACCCUUCGGGGAAAACCAAGUAUAACUUAAAACCUGACAGAUAGGUUUUGUUUACUUUGUGGAAUGUGACGUCACACGAAAAUCAAUCAUGGCUGCCCGUGUUUCGGGUGUUGUAAUACACAGAUAAAAAAUAGCAUUCUAAUUUUGUAAAAAAAAAAUAAUAUUUGAAAAUGAUCUUAAUAAAAUGAUAAAUCGCAAAGUAAUAAAUUGACUGGUUGCACUUAAGACCUCCUGGUUACAUGUCGUUUCUGUAAUAGACCAAAACACCUACAGAACAUUACAAAACAUUAAUUUUUAAACUAUGACAACUAAUGGUUCGUAGUUUCACCACUGUUUACAAAUUCGCUGGGCUCAGUGACUGAACUUUUUUUUGUACAGUGACUGUAAUCAACGUGUAGUGUCUGUGGAAAACAAGGUGUUUUGUAUGAAGUGUGCGGUGUGUGCCUCUGCAGACGGAAUCAAGCCUUGGCCCCGAUUCCUGCAGACACCUCCUAAUUUUACUUUAAAUUAUACCUGUCAUUUUCCUAUCCGCCGAAAAGGAAAGGGACGGAUGAUUCACAGCUCUUAAUUUUAGGAAGAAUGAGUAAAUGAAUGAAUAACCCGGGCGAAUCAAAUAGGUAUCUCGCUGGUAUGCAAACCGUUUGACGUGUGCUGUCAACAUAAUUCUGGUGAGUUAUUGGCCAAUGUAAAACUUUUAGACGGUUGUUUUAGAUUUGUUUUUAAAGAUGACGUGUGUUCCAUAAAUUUUAUGCUUGUCGAUUAUCCGUCCCUUUCCUUUUCGGCGGAUAAGAAAAUGACAGAUAUAACUUAAAAUAAAAUUAGAUGGUGUUUACAGGAAUUAGCGCCAAUGAUUGAGUUAAUAUAUUAGAAACUUACAAUUGUAAAUUACAAUGACAAUUUGAUGUACAUUGCGGAGUUUGUGAUCACGAAUAUUUUACAGUUUCAAUUUAGCUACGUAAUGAACACCAAAUUGUUGUAAUUUACAUUUGUAAGUUUUAUUAAACAGGCCCCAGGUGUUAAUGAAUGUUUAAAGCGCAUAAUAAAGGGUUCUUAUCGCGUUUAAAUGGGGAUAUGAGACUCCCGAUAUUUUCUUUCUCAUAUCCCUAUUUUGAACGCGGUAAGAACCCGUUAUUAUGUGCUUUAAUUAUGAUAAUGGUGCUAAUUCCUGUAAAUACCAUCUAAUUUUAUUUUAAGUUAUAUCUGUAAUUUUCUGAUCCGCCGAAAAGGAAAGGGACGGGUAAUCGACAAGCAUAAAAUUUAUGGAACACACGUCAAUUUUAAGCACAAAUCUAAACCAACCGUCUAAAAAUUUUACAUCAGUCAAUAACCCGACACAGUUAAGUAGACAAACGUCAAACGGAUUGCAUACCAGGGACGUACCUUUUUGAUUCGCUCGGGUUAUUCAUUCAUUUACUCAUUCUUCCUAAAAUUAAGAGCUGUGAAUCAUCCGUCCCUUUCCUUUUCGACGGAUAUGAAAAUGACGGAUAUAACUUAAAAUAAAAUUAGGCGGUGUCUGCAGGAAUCGGGGCCAAUAUCCUCGUAAACUUAAAACAAUGUAUAGUUAAUGAAUGUUGGUCUAAAUCAACACUAUUGAAGCAUUAAAAGAUUAAUUUAAUGUUAACAAAGGGGAUAAUGUACAAAAUAAUCUUCCAGUUUUAUGUUCAAAAGGCCGUAACAUGGCCUAAGGCGCUUAGAUAAAUAAGGAAAUAUGGUCUAAUUUUACACAUACAGUCAUGAGCAAUAUAAUGUACCCACUUUAGGACUCUGUCGCACUAACAUAUUUGACAUUUAGUGAGACUUACAGUUCAAUUUGUCUGAAAAGUUAAUGUGACAUGGUGCCAAAGUGUAAACAUAUUAAUGCUCGUGCCCCAGCAGUGGGGACGUUAAUGGGCUGGUGAUGAUGAUUAAAAAAUGUCCAGCUCACCAAAUCGAGGCAAAGUCCCCAGAUUACUGGCCACGUUGCCUCUCUGCACCUCCACGCUGACCCUUUGGGCAAAAUAACUGCCAGCUCUAGGGUCGGAAGUUGCCUCGAUGAGGCGAGCUGAAAUCGUCUUUAAAAACUGAUGUGCUUCUGGACCCCAUGGGCCCAACGUUUCUACAGCACGAGGCAAGAAAAAAUACCGACGUUCUCUGACGUUCAGACUAAGAAACUACUAAAUGAAUUAUCACGCGCAUUUUACGGGUAUAAAUUCUGCAUAGUGCAAAGACGAAAAUUGUACAAAUUGACCUCAGCCGAAGGUCCGGUCGUUAGUGUUAAAUUAGACCUUGUUUCUAAUAUGAAUAUGAAUAAGACUCAUAAUAAUGUUAAUAUGAUUACGCAGAUGAUAAAAUGAUACAUGAAAUGUAAUUAUACAUAAUGUUUUUUGUUUAUAUAGCACUAUACCGUGCUUAAGGAAACUCGCAAAGAGAAAGUUUAAAUCGAAAAAAAUCUGACUCGGACGGGACUUGAACCCGUAGCUCUUGUCAAGCCUGGACGAGCGUGUAAACCAUUACGCCACCGGGUCCUCCUGUCCAUGCGAAAUUCUUUCGAUAUAUCUAUCAAAAUGUGCGUAAGAAAUGUUAGUAAUCAAUAUUCUAGAUAGGACAGAGAGAGACUCGAGGUCUUUGAAAUGUGGUGUUGGAGGAGGAUGGAAAGAAUAAGUUGGACUGAAAGAGUUACUAAUGAGGAAGUGUUAGUAAGAGUAAGGGAAAAGAGACAAAUACUGAGAAUUAUUGAGGACACAACGAUCGUCCCGGCUUGACAAGAGCUGCGGGUUCAAGUACCGUGCGAGUCAGAAUUUUUUAGAUUUUAAUUUUCUCUUUGUAAAAUUAUAAAUAAUAAUUAUUAAGUUUAUAUUAAUUGUAAAUAUUGUAUAUAAGUGAUGAGCAUAUGUCCUUUAAGAUGCCAUAUAAUGAUUAUAUUAUUAUUAUAAAGAAAUAAACAUACAUGCGUAAGAUCACUCCUAUUUCCCGUUUGGGGUAGGCACAGCACAACUUUUACUUCGCUCCUGACACACUUUGCUUCUUCCACUGUCAUUAAAAACUUCAAGCGUGCUCACUGAUGAUAAUAAACGAAUAAAUGAUUUCAUUUCAAGUUUCAAAUUCGUUUCAUAUUUGUGAUGUACGAAAACUUUGAGGGAUGAUUCAGACCAUGAUUCUGAGUUGAUAUCAAGUGGAAUUUUCCAUCGUUAAGUAUAGAAUUGAAAAUAAUUUAGGAAAACAAAAAAAGUUAUGAAUUUUGCGACGAAAAUUCUACUUGAUAUCAACUCAGAAUCAUGGUCUGAAUCAUCCCUCUCAGUGUUCGUUACGAUGUCAAUUACACCCUGUAUAGUCACAUGAGCCAUGUCAGGGGCCUUUGGCAGAUCAAUAAUAACCCUGAUGCCAGGGUUGAUGAGGUUGGUAAUCCACUUAACAACCCAUACGAUAGAUGAAUAUUCAAAAAUACUUUAAACCGGCGGGCAUACAGCAUAACUGAUGUGUGAAGAAGUGAAAGUGUGUCUUGUCGUCAUAAGUAGUAUUUGCUCUGCCUACCCCAAACGGAAAAUAAGCGUGAACCUAUGUACAGUCAUGAGCAAUAUAAUGUACCCACUUUAGGACUCUGUCGCACUAACAUAUUUGACAUUUAGUGAGAGUUACUGUUCAAUUUGUCAAAAAAGUUAAUGUGACAUGGUACCAAAGUGUAUACAUAUUAAUGCUCGUGACCGUGCGUGUGUAAAUAUACCUAUAUUCACGCAAAUACCCCCAUUCCGGGCAGGAGGCAUCAAUUUGUGACUGUCUACCCUGUUAGGGGUUAUAAGCGCGUGUUUACGUACAUGUUAAGUAUUCGUACUGUUUUAUAAAUGACAAUGGAAAUAAAAUAUUUUGAACUAGGUACUAUUAACAAUUUGACGACAAUGCAAUACUGUUAGUAAAAAGGAUGGUGUAAGAAAAUCAGGUAUGCUCAAUCCUAUGACAAGCCGCCAUUGCUAGCCCUUUGAUGACGUAAGUGUUACCAUUAAAUUGGCAUCUCCAACAUUCCAAGGAUGUAAAUUUUAUUAUUGAAAAUUAAGUGAAUCACUGACUUAUGUAUUUAAUUACUAUUAAAAUCUAAAAAUCAUAGAAACUGUAAGUAAAUCUUUUACUAAAAGUACAAAAUUUGCUUGCAAAGUAAUAAAAACAUUGGUCGUGGGUAAUUUAUUUUUUACGAAAUGGCAACACAGGGUGGGAUGACGUCAGCUGGGCUAACCUUGAAAUGUUAGCUGUCACUUUUGAGCAUACCUGGUUUUCUUAUACCAUGAGUAAAUAUGAAAAAUUGUAUAUUAUAUUCGAGAGGUGGAAUGUCUGUUAUAUUCAGUGAUGCGCACCCUGGCACCGACCCCGCCGGCGUGGUCGACGAUAUCCCUCAUUCAGCGUGUCAGCGCGUUUAUCGCUAUCGGCAUGCUGCGGUCGAUUAUUCCUUCAGAUCCCCUCAGACGAAGCCCUGAGUGGGUAUCUACGCUUCACCGAGCCUUCUGUUCAGUUAUUCCCAUUUUCGAAAGUAAAAAGUAAAAAACCAGGAAACUUAUGUAAAAAGAACUUUAUUACCUAACCCGUAGGCAGAUAAGACCAGAGAAAGAACAAUUCGAAAAAUAAAAGCAGCUAUCAGUCCUUACUAUUAACAUUUUCAGCGCCAAGAGUUUUGAUCAAAAACGUUCACCACACGCCACGACAUUAAACAUGGUUGAUUUACUAGUGUUAAUGGCAAUAUUGAAUAUCGAUGCUUUAAUUUGAAGUAAAUAAAUCAUUUCAGAAAUAUAUCUAUAUAGUUAUUUUUAAGUUUUGUGGGUUUUAUUUUAUUUUAUUUUUAUAUACUCCUUGAAACAUUUUAAAAUGUAUUAAAAUGUCAAUAGUCUAUAAAUACAGUGAACAAUCACACAAGUAAUUAUGAUAUUAGUUGCAUCACUACGUGUCUGUUAUAUCAGACAUUGGCGCUGAGGAUUCAAGUAAAAAAAUCGUCGGAAAUAACUUAUAAAUAUGGUUUGUUUUUAAUGAUUUAUUAUUUAAAUAACAUUGUAAUACAUUGUGAUAUUGAUAUUUUUCAAAUAACUAAACUAUAAACUGUCUGAAAAAACGAAUGCAUGUGUCCUUAGAUAUUAUAACGAUAAGAAAAAAUACAGUUAAAUUGGUAAAAAAUAUUUGUCGGAUAUAUCAGACUGGCGGUGAAAGUGUUAAAAGAGUUUUUACAACGGGAAAAUUCCCACUCUGGGAACAUUCUCGGCUCCGGCACAUCGUUGGUUAUAUUGUAAUAUAAAUAAUUAGAAUUCGAUUCAAAGACGCUUUAUUAAAUCAAUCAAACAUUAAUUCUUUAUUGCAUAAAUAUACAAGUAAAUAACCAAGCCUCACGGCAAUGGAUACUGUCAAGCACUAGUCGGACUCUCGCACUGAUAAUUAUGCGCUAUUAAUACUGUAUUUGUUAAUACUAUGUUUUAUAUUUGUAUUAGCAAUAUAACAGACAUUUCAAAUUUUAGUGUAGAUUUCUGUGGACAGAAUUACAUUUUAGUUGGAUAGUUCUAAAGUUAACUCUAUUACUAUGACAGCACAAUAUAAUACUACGUUAUAGUACUCCGCUCCCCACCAGCGGCUGAGCUAGGUUUACCUCACCCCCUCCCGGUCAUACUUCAGUCUUCCAUCGAAUGGGCAUCAGAUGUCACACACACAGAUGCGCGUGUACGAUAACGUCAAUGUGUAGUGUCUGUGUAAAACGAGGUGUUUUGACUAAUUGGAAUCUUUGACCUUGGAUGCUACCCAAUUAGAACUGUCAAAUUAAUAAAAAAAUUAAAUAAUUUGUGUCCGCAUAAAUCGACACUUCAAAUUAUAAGUGACAAGUCUUCGUUGUAUAGAAAGUUGUAUGAAGUAUUUUUGAAUAAUAAUGCUAUUUGAACAACCGUUUUGGACAUUUCGUACCGCACAAAUCAAAUUUAUAUAUAUAAAAAUAUAUAAUUUAUUUUUAUAUAUGCAAAUUUAUAUAUGUUUAAAUUGAUAUGUACAGGUUAGUGACACCGUAACGAAUACUGACGGGGAUGAUUCAGGCCAUGAUUCUGAUUUGAUAUCAAGUGGAAUUUCCUGUCGGAAAAUUCAUGGAAAUUUUAGUAUUUUUUAAAAAUUAAUUUCUGUUCCAUAUUUGAUAUCAACUGAGAAUUAUGGUCUGAAUCAACCCUCGAAAGUUUUCGUUACGAUGUCACUAACACCCUGAAUAUAAAAUAUCUCAGAAAAGUGCUAGGACUUUCAAAUUAGUUUGCACGGAAGUUCCUUUUAGGACGUAGGUGUUCAUUAAGACGGGAUUUCGCGAAAUUCAACCCCUAAGGGGGUAAAAAGGGGUGGAAAAGUUUGUAUGAAACUUCUAUAGUUUUGAUACUAGGGUUAACCGCUAGCAUGAUAAAGUAUAAUUGUGUAAAUAAUUAAAAAAAUCAGAUCUAUAUAUUAUGAUUAAAAUGUUAAUUGGCAACAUCGAAGGUUGUUCCUAUUAAUUAAGUGUGGCAAUACCGGUUAUAUUAUAAUUCUAACACUGGUCACACUGGUGGCAUUAGCUUACGACAUCGUAUCAACAGUGGCUGCAAGUUGUCUUUGAUUACUUGUGGCUCUGCCCACCCCAUUAGGGAUUACGGGCGUAAGUUUAUGUAUGUCUAACACUUAACACAACAUCCCACUGCUGGGCACGGGCAUAGAAUAAUGAAUAUUGCUACGUAUAGACCGGUAACGAUUGAGGAGCUCGGUGGCUCGGUGAUGAUAUGAUGAUAAUACCGGGUUUUAGGGAUAUGACCCGGUACUAUCAUCAUCAUGAUGAUGAAACCCGGUAUUAUAUGUUUUAUUUAUGAUAAUAACCGCGUAAACCUCAAAAAAUAUUUUGUUUAUAUAUAAGAAAUGUCCAAAACGAUUGUUUUCAAUAGACAAACAAUGUUAGAUAUAAGGAAAGACCACCUGUACAUAGAUAUAGGUAUAUGAUGUACAUAUGUAGUGUAAAAAUAGCGAUUCAUAUUAUAUACACAGUUAUAA